This is a messenger RNA of Helicoverpa zea (corn earworm), 6482 nucleotides long. It is a transcript of the gene Blimp-1, whose product is annotated as PR domain zinc finger protein 1. The transcript is spliced from 9 exons. Bases 462 to 3653 code for a protein of 1063 amino acids. The record is from RefSeq and is a predicted model, not a curated record. Lineage: Eukaryota; Metazoa; Arthropoda; Insecta; Lepidoptera; Noctuidae. Gene Ontology annotation, cellular component: cytoplasm; nucleus. Gene Ontology annotation, biological process: cell fate commitment; regulation of transcription by RNA polymerase II. Gene Ontology annotation, molecular function: DNA-binding transcription repressor activity, RNA polymerase II-specific; histone deacetylase binding; RNA polymerase II cis-regulatory region sequence-specific DNA binding.
CUCUCGGGUUAGUGCUCGACGCUCGCCGGCUAGACGUGAGGCAGGUCGGCAGCAGGCGGCUCGCGUUGCAUAAUGCGCAGCGAGCUCCGCCGGCGAGCACGGCGACAAGACGUGUCGGCGACCGCGCUUGCCAGCCGCUGAGCGCCGCGCGCCAGCCCCCGCGCGACAUGAGAGCGGCGCGCCGGCUGCGGCCCCUCGUCCCUCUGCUGGCGCUGCGCAUCCUGCUCGAGUACCUCAAGUCGCUGCACCUCGCUCCCGCCGCCUAGGCCGCCACCAGCUUACUGUUUAUGCACCAAAGACGAUACUACCCUUUGUUUAUUCGCGGAAAUACUAACAAAAAGCGCGCAAAUUAUGAACACUAUCUCCAGAACGAUGAAUAUUUAUGAUUGUACAAGUUACUUCAAUACGCAAAAAGUAAUUAUGAGAAUACAAAAUUAAGAGACCAACAGAAAUAAAUCAAAAUGAGACUGUCAACUAGCGAAGAAGUUCCAAGCACAACGGUUGUGGGCCGCACCGGGAGUCCCGGUGGCGCGGACGUGGUGAGCGGCGUGUCGAGCGCGGGCGCAUACGAUGUGACGCGCAUGCGCGAGGAGGAGUUCGAGAGGCUCACCGUGUACAUCGUGCCCGACGUGCCAUGCGAGCGCGGCACCGCCAACCGCGCCGAGAGGACGCUCCCGCGCAGCCUCGCCCUCAGACCAUCUGCAGUAUUAUCCACUCCAAAUACACCGACUGAAGGUGUUUGGAGUAUAGGAGUAAUACCACGGGGAACACGAUUCGGGCCCUUCGAAGGCACCCGGACACCCAACAAACCUAAUGACAAAGUCUCCUGGAGAUAUUACUGGAGGGUACAGGAAACUGUGAGACAUCAUACUUAUGGAAAUAUUAAGAUAUUCAAGGACAGUGACUAUUAUUACCUGGAUGGGUCCGACACGAGUGUAGCAAACUGGAUGCGAUAUGUUGCAUCUGCGUAUUCUCUCUCGGUGAUGAACCUCGUCGCCUGUCAGCAUCAAGAACACAUAUACUUUUACACUAUCAGGGACAUUAUGCCAAACGAAGAGUUGAUGGUGUGGUAUUGUAAAGAUUUUGCAACCAGGCUGGGCUACGAUAUCGAUCCGGAGAGAGCCACCUACUCUAUCUGCAAAGAAGAAACGAUAAAGAAGGCGUACGGCCUGCCACCCGCACCAGUGCACCCUGAAAUUGCCUUCAAUCACAUGAAGUACGUCCUGGGAUUGACGAAUACGAAAGAAUUGCUAGAAGCUGAGAUCCCUAGCCGACGGCGAAAGCGUGAGGCGACUGAUAAACCCUUUCAUGAAAAUUCAACAACAGUACUCCGUGAAGACGCCAGAUGCAUCAACAAAAAUGACAGGGUGGUACUCCGGGCAGAUAUAUCUACUAACAUCAUUCAUAACAAAACAGAAAACUCAAUUGUGAGUGAACAAAGAUCAUUAUCACCGACCAGCCUAAUGCCUUCGCCGUCUCCGGUUAAAAUUCAUAGAGAAAAUCCUACGUUAAUCAUCCAUCAACAUAAAGAGAGCACAUCUCAAGUAGUGAUACACCAACUCGAGAAUCCUAGGAUUCAAAGCAAUAGAUCACCUGCCCAGUGCCAAAACUUGAGAGACAUGCGUGGACCAUCACCAAUGGCACAAAAUAAUCAAGAUAAAUUAGGAAGUAAGUCUCCAAUACUCACUCAUUGUGGCGGACCACAUUAUGAACAUCAGCUGACCCCUAACGACGGAUCGGUGCGAUCAGAUGAGGGAUACCAUAGCAAUGGUUAUCACGAUGAAUUCACACCUCCUGAAGAUUCAAGUGAUUCUGAUGUAGAAAACUAUGUUCUUGACUGUUCCAAUAAAACUAAUGAACCCAAAGAGACAGUAAUAGUUCAAAAAAUUGAUCAAGAUAUGCACCGAAAUGAAUACAGAAAGGUUAAAAUAAAAAUGCCCAGAGCAUAUCAGUAUCAAAAUCACAAAGAUAUGGACUGUGAAAGUGAAAAGGAGUUGGUGAUUGCUGAGGAAAUUCCCAAUACUCCACAAAACUUAUCGCCUCCAAGACGUGAUCCCGCUACAUCGACUGUCAUAGUAUUAGAAUCAUCUCAGAACACGGUGGUUCCUUUAAACAAGCCAUAUUAUGAAGACGGUGCUAUUUCACCUUCGCCGCAGCCAGCUUUUAUGAGAUAUUCUCCACCAGAUACAAGAAUACUGGAAACAAUAUUAACUGGCAACAGAAUCGAUACAAAUAAUAAUGAUCCCAACCGGCGUCAGCCAAACGCAACACCACCUCCUUCAUCUCCAACAGAAAUGGCCUAUUCGUAUAAGAAGAGUCAAAGGUACGGCAACGCCUGCAGUCCAGACUCCAGCUCUAAUUUAACUCCUCUGCCAUCGCUUCUGCCACUACCACAGCAGCUGCCCACGCCAAGCGCAGCUUCUAUUUAUUCAUCAUCACCACCGCAUACGAUCCCACAUACUACAGAAAUUAGGGAAAUCAGAGAAAUUAGGGAGAUCCGGGAGACACGUUAUGAAAGUCAUUACCCCAACUAUUCGUACAACUUGUACUCUCCUCCGAACUCUACAAUUAUAACUCAACUGGGUUCACCACCCAGUAACUACUCACCAACAGUGACGUCAUCUCAUCAAUACGAGCGAUCUCAGAAUGUUCAAAGUAACCACCACUAUCCAUCCUCGACUAGUGUUAUUACACUUAAAAACUGUUCACAAUUAAGUUUGAUUCAAAACACAAAUGUGAAUAGUCAACUGGUUCCUCAACACGGCAGUGUCAGUCCCGACGGUUCAUGCGGACUUAUGGGAGCACCAAUGAGUCCGGGCUCACAGUCCUCACGAGGCUACAGGAGCUUACCAUACCCGCUCAAGAAAAAGGACGGAAAAAUGCACUAUGAGUGCAAUGUCUGCUGCAAAACGUUCGGACAGCUUUCUAAUUUGAAGGUGCACUUGAGAACGCACUCUGGAGAGCGGCCGUUCAAAUGCAAUGUAUGUAGUAAAUCGUUUACGCAACUUGCACAUCUACAGAAACAUCACUUAGUACAUACCGGGGAGAAACCUCACCAGUGCGAUAUUUGCAAAAAACGAUUUUCUUCAACAUCGAAUUUAAAAACACAUUUACGCCUGCACUCAGGACAAAAACCUUAUGCAUGUGAUUUGUGUAUGCAGAAAUUCACACAAUUCGUACAUUUAAAAUUGCACAAGCGGCUCCAUACGAAUGACAGGCCAUACGUUUGCCAAGGAUGCGACAAGAAGUACAUCAGUGCUUCUGGAUUACGCACCCACUGGAAGACUACUAGUUGUAAGCCGAAUAAUAUUGAAGAAGUAUUAGCAAUCACGAAUGCAGCAAACACUGAAUGCAUUGGUACCGUCGACAAAGACUGCCACGAAAGAGAGGGGCACGAGGCAUACGAGGUGCACUCUCCAUCACAGGGAGGGCUGGUGGGAGCCGGUGGGGCGCGUGUCGCAAUGUCGCACGGCGAGGUGGUGCUGGGAGGGCCGGCGCACUCCACCACGCCGCACCUGGUGACGCACGGGCAGCUGUCGCCGCACGCGUACCGCGCGCUGCCCGAGCACGAGGCGCACUACGCCGCGCCCGCCGCCGAGCCGCGCGCCAGCGUCAUCGAGUCCAGCCAGCCGCUCAUCAUCGAGUGCACCUGAGCCCUGCUGGCGCACCACGCACUCGCCGGACGCGUGUUUCCCCGCCGCAUCAUGUGAUUCCAGUCUUGUGAUCUAUCGAAAGUAUUUCGUAUAAACAUUUGGACGUGCGAUUCGUCCCUUGCAGUGGCUAUGAGAUUACGAUAUAAACUUUAAGUUGUACAUUUUGUAAGAAAUAUUAGGACUUGUAAAUGCGAUGCGAUAUUAAUAAGUACUAAGUACUUGAGUUGUGUUAAGUCCUUCGGGAAGUGUAUCAUAUUAGGUUAAGAAUUUAAAUAUUACAUCCAAGAUUUCAGCAGCCUCUGUUUAUACUAAUGCUCAAUUUUAUAAUUAUGUAUAAUUAGAAUUCUAUUGUAAAUAGGAUUUUGAGACAUCGACUUAUUUAAUUUUUUAUGCGAUUACUGUAUUUACCUACUUCCAGAUAAAAAUAUCUUCACUAUAGAAUGUUUUCGUGAUUGAAGAUAAUCCGUAAUGAUUUGUUGUUCAAUUUUAAGUAGUGUUAAAUAUCAGCACGUACAUAAAAGUGUAACUAUAAUUAAAUUUCACCAAAGAAUAUCUGAACAGCAACAGAGUGCCGAGCGAAUACUUUUUUGUGAAAUUAUUUCAGAUCGGUCCGAAACAUGUUAUUAAAAAACUGAUUAGCGAUAAGUGCCAAAAGCACGUUUGUUUUUAAGUUAAAAUAAAGAGAUGAGCGUAUAGUAUUUUUAAAUUGUUGUUCCUAAUGAAUAAUCGGAAAGUAAGCGCAUAAUAUGUGCACCAACGUAAUUCUAAUGUUAUUUAGAUUAAAAUUGUCAAAUUGUGUACAUUAUCCCUACGCUAGAACAAAUGGUGCUUCACAUCGUAGAGUAGUGGUCGCUGGCAUCGCUCGCGCCGCCCGCGCGGGGCGCCGAUGGACAUGUACUACAUUGUAAUGUUAAUUCACCGAGUCUACUAGUUACUAUUCUAUAUUCCCAAGUAAUUAUGAUUCUCCUAUUCGAAAAGGCUGAGAUAAUUAAAUGUAAUGUAAUGUUUGGCAAAUAUUAAACGUAAGUAAGUGUUGGUUUACAUGAUGUGUAACUUGUGCAACCGUGGCUUGAGUAACAGUUCGUGUGUAAUAUUGUGUAUUCACAGCUUAUACGUGAUGUAAAACCAAACGAUAGCGUUUUGUAUAUUUCUAUUGUUCAUACGAAUAAGAUUUUUACACGCAAUCCUUAGUAGAUUUAUUAUCUGUAUAUUUUCUACUGUUUACAGGGCAAAAGAAUUUGUACUACAGCCAACAAUUUGUAAGGCUUAAAUCGUGUUUAAAAUCAUGUUAAAAUUUCGCUGAUUUCGACGUUGUAUACCAAUACCUGAAAGAUUGUUUAAGGUUACAAUUCUUUGGUCAAGUGGCAUCUAUUUCUUAAAUUAUUCUUCAAAUGUUUUAAGUAAAAGUUUUUGAGAUCUCUAUGACGUCAACUAUAUUAAUACUUGUACCUAAUUGUGGAUUAGUGAACUUUCUAAUUGAAAGAAUUGUGAUAUUUUUUAAACAAUCUUAUGAUUAUUAUGUUGAAUUCUUAUUGAUCGCUAUGGUUAUUGUUCCAUAUUGUAAAUUAAAAAUUGUCUUUAAAAAGUCACUCUUAUACACAUUUAUAUUUUCCCUGAUUUUUGUAUAAAGUUUGAUUAAUUAGACUUUAUGAAUUCUACAUAUUACCUAUUUAUACAUUAUUAAAAAGUAAAAAUACAGGGUUCUUAAUAAUGUGUAUCAAAGGUCACAUGACACGCAAUGAAAUUAACAGAAUUUCUUGAAAAAACUGCAAUUGUAAUGUCACAAAAUAGUAGCUGACAGAUUUUUGUCCGAAUACGACCAUUCUUAGUUACUUCAUAAUUAUCCUAAAGAAAUUGCUUUCAAACGUCGAAAUCAACAUACGUCGAUUACAUCUCAAAAUCUACACUUUUUCGUAGAAACUAAUAUGUAAAUAUUAAAUAAGGAAGAUAAGUAUUGUUGAGUGAGUUCAGCACAGCAUGUUGACUACGAUAUUGUUACAUAUAAAUCUCGUUGACUUCUCGCCAUUCCUUAUAUUGAAUAUUAUAGUUAUAGUAUUUUGUUAGAUUUUUUAUUAUAGUAUAUCUAUUUAUCUUUCAUGUCGUAUCACAUUGCUGUUGGACCACUUAACAAUAAUUAAAUUCUUAAUUUUUAAUUAAUUAUACACUUUGUUAAUUUCAAUACCUUUGUUCAUCAAUUGAAUGCAAAAUUACGUAGACCUCGAACAGCAUCCAAAUUAUUUUGUACGGAAAUACAAUAGUAAAGAUCGCACAAAACUCGCACUAAGACAUAACUAAAAGAAACUUUGCUGAACAGUACGUAGGUACAAUAAACCAUGUUAUUUUAUUUGUUUGUUGGAUUUGGUCUAUUUUCUUUACUUUUGUAAAAUGUGAACCGGUACUUAGCAACUUAUAAGCACUGUAAAUAAUUCCGAUGAAUUAUAAAAUAAUAUGGUAUAUUUUUAAAUUAUUUACAUGUAAUGAUAUUUAUCAGUCACAACCUACGUCAUCGUAAUUAUAUUUCAAUAAUGUAUAAAAUUGACACCUAAGAGAGAUUGAUGGUCAUAAUAAAUAAUAUAAGUACAAUACGUUACUUGUGGUACAGCAAGGUAAGCAAUAUUAUCACUGUAUGUAUUUAAUACCUUUUGCUACUAUUAUGUAUAAAUAUAAUGUACUCGCAUACACCUCGUAAGGAGUAUAGGUAAUAUUGUAAACUACUUAAUGCGCCAGAAACUUACCUACAUACUGUAAAGGCCUGUAAUUUUGUACACCUUGAUCAAUAAUAAUUAUUUUACAACACCAAAUUCAUUAAAACGGGAGUAAAAAUAUAAA